Cyphomyrmex costatus is the source of this 1237-nucleotide messenger RNA. It is a transcript of the gene Urod, whose product is annotated as uroporphyrinogen decarboxylase. The record is from RefSeq and is a predicted model, not a curated record. Gene Ontology annotation, biological process: heme biosynthetic process. The transcript has 7 exons. Gene Ontology annotation, cellular component: cytosol. Gene Ontology annotation, molecular function: uroporphyrinogen decarboxylase activity. Lineage: Eukaryota; Metazoa; Arthropoda; Insecta; Hymenoptera; Formicidae. Bases 151 to 1221 code for a protein of 356 amino acids.
UAUCAUGGAUAGUUUUUUAUCACAAAAUCGAAUUCGCAAACAGUGAGUGAAGUUGUAAAUAUAUUGGCGGAGAAUUACUGUGUACUUUGCAACAAUUGAAAUUAAAUACUGAAUAAAACUUUAGAAAACGUAAAGCAGAGGACUAUCAGAAUGAUUGAGCACAAUUUUCCACCUUUGAAAAAUGAUCGAAUACUGAAGGCAGCACGUGGGGAGCCAGUGGACAGAAUUCCAGUUUGGGUUAUGAGGCAAGCGGGAAGGUACCUUCCAGAAUUUCAAGAAGUCAGAGCACAGCAUGAUUUUUUUACAAUUUGCCAAACUCCUGAAUUGGCAUGUCAGGUGACUUUACAGCCGAUAGAACGUUUCGAUCUAGAUGCCAGUAUAAUAUUCUCAGAUAUCCUAGUGAUCCCUCAGGCAAUGGGCCUGAAAGUUGAGAUGGUACCGGGAGUAGGUCCAGUCUUGCCUCAGCCCUUAGCUGAUCCCAAUGAUUUAGCACGACUCAUACGACCAAAUGUAAAUAAUGCUCUGAAGUAUGUUGGAGAUGCUAUAACAUUAACUCGACAUAAGUUGAAUGGUAGAGUACCAUUGAUAGGAUUCACUGGAGCUCCUUGGACUCUGAUGGGUUACAUGAUCCAAGGAGGAGGCAGUUCUACAAUGGCAAAGGCAAGAUCCUGGUUAUAUAAGUAUCCAGAAGAUACUCAUAAAUUGUUACAGAUGAUUACAGAUGUUAUUGUGGAUUACUUAGUAAUGCAAGUGAAAGCUGGUGCUCAGUUACUUCAAGUUUUUGAAAGUAAUGGAAAUUAUUUGGACGAUGCAUUAUUUACAAAUUAUUCUUUUAAAUACCUCAAACAAAUUAGUGAAUGUGUACGAAAGCAGCUGAAAGAAGCAAAUAUUCCAGAAGUGCCUAUGAUUGCUUUUCCAAAAGGCGCAACCAUGAAUUCUUUAAAAAUUCUUGUGAUGGAUCAGAGUUAUGAAGUUAUAGGCCUCGAUUGGACUGUAGAUCCCAUAGAAGCCAGAAAACAUCUUGGUACUAAUGUUACAUUACAAGGAAAUAUGGAUCCAUGUGCAAUGUAUUCUUCACAGGAUGAAAUCGUUGAUCGUGCACAAAAAAUGGUGUCAAAUUUUGGUAAAACUCGAUAUAUUGCUAAUUUGGGACACGGCAUUUUACCAGAUACUCCAAUUUCAUCCAUGGAGGCUUUUAUUAAAGGAGUGCACUCUACAUAAGUAUACAUUUUAUAAU